GCCCGGCGCGGCGCGGCUGUGGGCGCCGGCAGGCAGGUGGAGGGGGAGCAACAAGUCCGGCGGGGAGGGAGGGAGCGGAGCGGGGGUUCCCUCCCGCCCCACAGCUCUCUGACAAGUGGCGGAGCGCUCGCACAGCGCACGGCUCCGAGCGGGUGGCAGCCGCGGGGCUCGACCCGCGCCGCUUUACGCCGCCGAAGUGCGGGGACGGCCGCGGGCUCCGCCUCCGUUUGUUUAUUUAGUCCUCGUCACCCGCCUUUUGGUUGCCUGUUUCGGUGUAGUUCCUUGCUAUUAUUUUUGUUUGUAAAUUAGUCGCCUCCAUGGGGGGCGGAGGAAAGGAAAUAAAAGCUGCCGCAGCCGAAGCGUGCAAAAGCAUGCUGGGCAAGAGCCGCGGAGCCGCAGGACGGGAUGGCUGCGGCGGGGAGCGCUGCCCGCGCCGGGCUGGGCCGUGCUGCUCGGCGGUGCCCGCUCUGCUCUCUGCGCUGGCGGCCGCCUCCUGCGUGUACCUGGGGGUACGAACCAGCGACCUCCAGGCCCGGCUGGCGGCCAUCGAGGGCGCCCAGGGGGGCUCCGCCGCCGCUCCGCUCCCGCCGCUGCCCGGCUUUUCUCUGGAACAGCUCAACGCGAUGAUGCAGGAGAAAGUGGAGCGGCUGCUCGCCCAGAAGUCCUACGAGCACUUGGCAAAAAUCCGAGCGGUGAGAGAAGCGCCAGCAGAGUGCAGCUGCCCACCAGGUCCUCCAGGGAAAAGAGGUAAGCGGGGCAGAAGAGGAGAGACUGGACCUCCUGGUCUACCAGGGCGAAAUGGCUAUCCGGGUCCGAUUGGUAUGGAUGGAAAGCUGGGUCAGCCUGGUCCUCAAGGCCCUCCUGGUCCAAAAGGCGAAAAGGGAGAUCAAGGUGAUCAGGGCCCUCGGAUGGUGUUUCCUAAAAUCAAUCAUGGGUUUCUCUCUGCUGAUCAGCAGCUCAUUAAACGCCGCCUCAUUAAGGGGGACCAAGGACAAGCUGGACCCCCUGGUCCUCCGGGGCCACCGGGACCCAGAGGUCCCCCAGGAGAUACUGGCAAAGAUGGUCCUCGAGGGAUGCCUGGCAUUCCGGGUGAGCCAGGAAAACCAGGUGAACAAGGGUUGGCAGGACCUCAAGGGCCUCCAGGACAAAAGGGUUCUGUUGGAGUGCCUGGUGUUCCUGGGAAAGAUGGACAAACGGGAGAACCUGGUCUGCCUGGCGUAGCAGGGGAGAAGGGAGCAGCAGGGCUUAAGGGUGACCCUGGAGAGAGAGGAGAAAAGGGUGAUGCUGGAGAAAAUGGACCAAAGGGUGACACAGGAGAAAAGGGUGACCCUGGUUCAUCUGCUGCAGGAAUUAAGGGUGAGCCUGGUGAAUCUGGACGGCCUGGACAAAAGGGUGAACCAGGUCUUCCUGGGCUUCCUGGACUCCCUGGGAUAAAGGGUGAGCCAGGUUUCAUUGGUCCCCAGGGAGAACCUGGGCUGCCAGGGCUACCAGGAACCAAGGGUGACCGAGGAGAGGCAGGCCCUCCUGGGAAGGGUGAGCGAGGUGAAACUGGACUUCCAGGACCAAAGGGGAAAACAGGUGAACCUGGAUCUAGAGGCCCCAAAGGGUCAAAGGGUGAUACAGGUGACAGAGGUGACACGGGAUCUGCAGGUCCACGGGGGCCACCUGGACAGAAGGGUGAUCAAGGUGCUACAGAGAUAAUUGAUUAUAAUGGCAAUAUUCACGAAGCACUUCAGAGGAUUGCCACUCUCACUGUCACGGGACCACCGGGACCACCAGGACCCCAAGGGCUGCAAGGUCCAAAGGGUGAACCAGGCUCCCCAGGAAUUCCUGGAGCUGAUGGGGAACAGGGUCCUAAAGGAUCAAAAGGAGAUAUGGGUGAACCUGGAAUGCAUGGAGAAAAAGGAGGAAUUGGACUACCUGGCUUGCCAGGAGCCAAUGGCAUGAAAGGCGAAAAAGGAGAUGCUGGUUUGCCUGGUGCUCAGGGCCCUUCGAUCAUAGGACCUCCUGGACCUCCAGGGCCACAUGGUCCUCCAGGCCCUAUGGGACCUCAUGGCCUGCCUGGCCCAAAGGGUGAACCAGGGUUAAAUGGUCUUAAAGGAUUGAAGGGUGAACAAGGUCAAAAGGGUGACAGAGGGCCCCUUGGUCUUCCACACCACUUACUAAUCUCACGUUCUUGUCACCCGUGUCGUACCCAUCAUCCAUGCUUCCACCUAACCACACAGGGAGCAUCUGGCUUAGACGGAAAGCCAGGACCCCGGGGUGUAGAUGGCCCAGUUGGUCCCCACGGCCCUGCAGGCCCCAAAGGAGACAGAGGUGAAAAGGGAACUGUAGGUGACCCUGGACCCAGAGGACCCUAUGGCUUGCCUGGCAAAGAUGGCGAACCUGGCCUUGAUGGUUUCCCUGGUCCUCGAGGAGAAAAGGGUGAAAUAGGAGAAAAGGGAGAAAAGGGGGAAAAGGGAAAGAAAGGCAAAAAGGGGCCUAAAGGGGAGAAAGGAGAACAGGGUGCUCCUGGAUUAGAUGCACCUUGCCCAUUGGGUCCUGAUGGAUUACCAAUGCCUGGCUGUUGGCAAAAGUGAUGAAUCUAACCUUACGAGCAUGAAGUUGUGUAUAUAGUGCUCCACUUUUUGUAUUUAUAGUUGAAAACGGAAAAUUUGAUUUUAUGAGUCUGAGAGAUGUUUACAUGUAGCUGCUUCUUCUUGUUUGCAAUAGUCCAUGUGUACAUCUUUUUUCACUUACAUCUGCAGUUAGAUGAUGUAUAACUGCAGGACAGACCUGCAAAGAUUCUCUCUCUAGAGAUAUCUAUACAGCGAUCAAUAAUAUAAAUCUGAUUAUUUCUGUAAAUUCUUAUAUUUUGGCUUGUGGACCUGCAUGGACAAUGAGUGCCAUGAACUAGUUUACAAGAAAUUGUGACCAAAUAAGAGCUAAAUGCUAUGAAAUGUACUGUACCAGCUGCCAUUGGAGUUUACUGACUCAGCUUCCAUGUCCAUCUUAAACGCUUCACUGAUUCAUGCCACCACAUCUGCUUCUACAGACUAAAAGCAUGAGUUUGUGUGCCAAACCUGCUUGUUGUGUGAUCACGUCACGUGCUAAAUGGCUGCUCACGGUGACCUUUGAUUCCAGCUUCUGAAUUGUUUCCUUUUGUCAUCUCAAGGGAGUCACACCAUGGCUUAUUGCUAAAAAGAGAUAAAGCAGAGGAGGAUAGAAAGAGGCCUUGAAUUUUUGGGGAACACAGUUCCGGCUGCAGGUGGAUGGCCUCCAGUCUUGUGGGUCCCUCCUGUCAAUCAGCAUCGGUUUGCCUUGCACUGCUCACAGUCAUGAAGACAUUCGCGAUAGGCCCUGUCAAGUGCUUAAUCAAGGAGGAGGGAAGUUUGAAGAAGAAACCAGGCUUCUCUGUGGGUUGUUUGGAAAGGUUACAGAGAUGCUGCGGGGAUCGCCUGAGACCAGAAGCUUCUCAGCCUUACUCCAGGACUGGCACAGUCUGUGCUGUGUUUUGUUGCAUUUGGGGACUGCUGAACGAAAAAGCAUCCUUGAGACAGGGAUGAAUCGGAACAUCCUCCCUGGGAGGAUAAUAGAACUGACCAGAUCCAUGCGUACCGUGGUGUGGUUUUCAGGUGAUGCAAUUUAAAUUACAUAAAACUAGCUGAACUUCUCUGCAGAAUUUUGGAAGCUAUGGUUAGUUUUCCUGUAACAGUUGCCAUGAAGGAUACGUUUCAAUAAUCUAUUCAACAUUUGUGGUGUUGGCAUUGAAGAAAAUGCUUCAAGUCACACGCUCUUCUUGUUUCAGUAUUAACAAUUUUUUUUUCUUUACAAUCUUUAAAGCCUUUAAAUGUAAGAAAGCAAGAAAAGAGUUUAUUUUUGUUUCACAGGCUGACUUAUUCACCUUGUUCUUUUUCUGCUGUUGUGAUGACCUUAGUGGAUAUUGUCACCCAUAAAACAUUGGAGAGAAAUAAGUCUGUGAUGACCGCUGCACACGUCAUCAUACCGCACUGUUCCAGCUGUGGUACUUCUCCCCAUCUGUUCAGGUGAUGAAGUUUCUAGAGGUACAUUGGAAAAGUUUUCCUUCUCUGCUUUUUUUAUUACUAGAAAUACUUAAUUCAUGCACAUUUGUAUAGUUUUUGCCUCAAGGUUUUUUUUUUGUUUUUUUUUUUUCCAAUUUUGAGUCUUCAUAUGGUGCUCUGUAGUUGGAGAGACUAGUCUGAGAGAUGGUGCCAUAUUUGACAGAUGGAAACUUUUUUAUAUCACUUCAGUUUCUAGUAUAUAGUAGGAUGAUCACAAACUUUUUUAGUUACUUUUCUGAGUAUUGUCUUUCAUAUGUAGACCAAAACUAAAAUCAAGGAAGGCAGCCUGUCUCCAUCCAUGUGUGGGCAUCUUGCCCUCUUGGAAUACACAUUUUUCCUUGCUCAGUCAUUUCUAAGUUGUGAAGAUGGGGACCUGCUGUAGUUGCACUUUUCAUAUGGCUUUUCAAUAUCAGAUCAAUAUAUAGCCACUAUAAUACUGUCUCUCACUCUGCUAAAAAUGUAUUGCUAUCUUUGUGUAUCAGAGACAAGAACAGAUUUUCUUGGGGGUAGGAAUCUUUCACAGAUUUUUUUUUAAAAAAAAAUUAUUUUAGUGGCCUCUAUCUAAUAGUACCUUACUAACAAUAACAAAAUUCCAACACUACUUGUGUGUGUGUAUAUACAUAAUAUAAUAUAUAUAUAUUUACGGCUCAAUUUCAUCUUUCCAACAGUACAAUAUAAACAAAUGUUCACAUAUACGAGGAAAAAUACUUGUAUUUGCUUAAAUUUUCAGAAAUGCAAGUAUGAAUCUAUAUGAAUAAUUAUAUUUACAAUAAUAAAAGCCUUCACAUGUCAUAGAUUCAUGUUAACAGAGUGCUACAGCACUAAUGUGAGCAAGGGACUUCCCACAAAGGGGACAAGAGGAGCAUCAUGUAUAAAUUGUGAUUGAUUUAUUCACCAGAUUGCUUCUGCUUGCUUAAGAAGCACUGUCUCAGAAAAGCAGCACUGAGGAGCAAGCUGCUCUCCUGACAAGAAGCAGCUCCUUACUUACAUCUAUGCCCUGACUUGGCAUGGUUUGGGCUACCUAUGUUAUAGAUGUGAAGACAAGCAGUUGCAUGUUUUUAUAAAAUAUCAAAUACUGGCACUCAUACAGUAAGAUCAGAUUUAUUUAUUUUUAAAAGGUCCCUCUGAUUAUUCAAAUGCAAAAUAAAGUGGGAUGUUUAUUAUUUGGCUAGACAUCAUUUGCCAAUGCCAUAUUGAGAGUGUCUACAAACACAACGUACUUAUUUUAAGAAAUAGCAACAGAAAGAGCUAUGCGUUUGCAUGCUGUCAUUAGCACUUUGAUAUUUUUUAAAUUUGUAUAUCUAUAUCUUUAAACUGUCAAGAUAGCAUCCACUUCUAUAUGCCUCAAUAAAGCCAGCAGAACUUUGGUUCGCAGUUUCUUCAUUCAGGAAAUAAGUUUUAUAGACACUACUGCUAAACGUUAGUCAAAACUCAUUUCUCCUCAAACUCCUUGACAGUGAAACCCCACUGAUGAAACACUUAAGCACCUUUAUACUCACUUUCUUUUCUGUCUAGCAAAAUGAUUUAUUUCUUUAACUCCUGCCACGUAAGACUAAGGAAUACUGCUGUGGUUUUUGUGGUUGUUGUUUUUUGGUUUUGUUUUUUUUCAAAUAAUGUAAUUUAACUUUUUUAAGCCUAUUGUUCAUUUUCAUGGAAAGUUCAUUCCAUAUAAAAGACCACGGUGAAUAGCAGAUAAUUUCACAGGUUAAACUACAUAGAUUUGAUGCUAAGAUUUGCAUAAAGUAUUUGCAUCUUGAAAGAUUUACUUGAGAUGAAACCUGAUAGUACCUAGAAAAGUUGUGUUCAGUUAAAAAAAAAAAAAAAAAAAAGGAGUUGAGUUUAAUAUUUCAUCAGGAGAAGCACCCUGUGAAGACUUGCAACAUGUUUGUUUUCUAAAAAGCAAUUGCUUUUGGUGCUAGUAUAUCUUUUUUCUUUUCAGGGCAAAGCCGCAGCUUGAACCACCUGUGUGUUGUUUUAUCUUUUAGUAGCAUUCCUCCAAAUAGAUAAUGAUUUGCUUUGCUUAGUUUGGGAUAGGAGCAGUAGUUCCUCUACCAGUCUUUUCAGUUGUACAGUGGUGUUGGUCUACACCAUUUCUAUACCCCUGACCUUUUCAGGUAUGAUUAGUUCUUUUUUCUUUGAGACUUUUCAGUAUUUGUUUCAUAUGAAGUUUUGUAAGCAUCUGUUACUCAAGUGUAUCAUAACCACAUUGUGCAGAAGUCCCGCUACAGAAGCAGUAAGUCUUUUAAGCACUGUAUGAAAUAUGUCUGACAUUGGUCCUUGUCUUCAUAUCCAUAGGUUAGUAUGGGGAACCUUUUUCAGGAUAUUUGGGACACUUUUUUUUUUUCCACUGAGAUAAAGCAUGAAAUUUUAAUUCAUGGAACAAAUAUACAAUGUAUUUUUGAUCUAUAUUUUUAUUUAUUGCUGAUUUUGAUGUCACGUUCUGGUAUUGUAUCAAGGCAGAAUGAUGUUCUUCAUCCAGCUGUUUAGAUUCUCUUUUUGUCUACCAUUUAAGUAUUAUGAAUGAGUUACAGAAUCGUCAAAUCAGUGUACCUGCACAUGUAUAAAGUAUUCUGCUUAAAAAGGGAUUAUUCAUGUACAGCGUGGAAAGGUAGCUUUGGAUCCAUUAAGAGUUAGUUGUAGAAGCAUGCAUGUGGGCAUUUGUUACUCAGUUGUGCCAACGGAAAAGGUGAUGCAACCCCAAUGGAAACAAGUGGUCCUUGUGGGAGGGUUCUGUGUUAGGCUGGGGGCUGUGUCAGGACCCUGGACCCAGCCAGCGUUUAGAGUUGCACUGACUGCCGCACAGCUGGAAUUUUACACCUGGGCUCAGCCAUGCAAGGUUCUUCACUUGGCUGUGCCUCGCUUUCCCUGGCCCCGGAGCAAGGAGAGCGACGCAUCCUUCCCUCGCAAAGACCUAGGUAUUGUGUAGUAACAAGGGGAAUAUUAGCAACUUCAGGUGGUUUUUAAACACUUGCUGGCUGCCUAAAUCAGGCAAAACACUUUGCUCACUACUGUCAGUAAAAGCUGCAUACGCACUCUCUAAUGUGAUAAAGAUGCUAAAAGAAACAUAGUAGUCGACUUUUAAGUUUCCUGUUCUCUGCUACUUAACCACCUUAAAUUUCAUUUGCAAAUCUCUGUAUUUUACCUAAAGAGAGACCUAAAUUUUCACACUGAAGAGUGAUACAAAUCACUAAUAUCUGCAACAGUAGUGGUCAAAAGAAAGUCUGAUUUUUAGUCACUGCAAAAUAAUAUUCAAUUUCAGUGACCAGAAUCAUGGCUAACACCUGACUUGUUCUUUUUUUCCCUUUCUGCAACUUACUUUUAUGAAUCUGAAUGUUGUUGUAAUGUAUAAAUGAAGGUUUUCUUGCAUCCUCUGUAACAGAAGUAUUUUACAUGGUGGUAGGAGUCAUUAAAUGAUGUUGAAAACAAGUGCCUGCCACCAUCAUUUCUGACAGAAUUUGAGAAAGAUACUCCAUGAAACCAGAGGAGUUUAUGUUUAAAAAAAAAGCGGAGUUGGAGUGUUGUUUUACUUUUGUUCUAUUUUUAAGAUGCAUCCAAUUAUCAGUGCUGCUUGGAAAUGGAAUUUUCUUUGAAAAACAGGGGGCCUUAACUUAACGUGGGACCGUGAGUGUUUUACUUGUUUCUAUUUUAAAAGGAAAUUGUAUGAAUUUCCCAGAUACUAUUGGUACUUGCACACUUCUCAGAAGUAUUAUGAAGAGCUGGGUUGGUGGAAGGAUGUUUUACAUAUUGUUAACAUAUAUGUGGAUAUUCUUAUAUUAUUGUACAUGUUUGGGAAAAUAUCACACAACUUUAAAAAUGUUACAAAGAUGUAUGUAUCUGACUUUUUCCAUUGGAAAAUAUUAUAUAUUUUUAUUUGUAUUUUUUACUUUUUUAAGUUCAUCUAUAUGUGCAGUUAUUUUUGUAUUGCAAGUGGUCUCAUAAAUGCAGUAGAGGAGAUAAAAUACAAAGAAAAGUAAUUUGGCAAAGAUUACACUGCUUUGGGGGGGAAACACAUAGGUCAGUACCAUAUUAUCAGUCCUAUAAAUAUUUGGAGUGUCUUAACCCUGUAAAUAUGUCACAAGACCUCUUUUGAUGAGUUGCAUAAAGAAUUGCGAGGUUUUAAUCGCCCAUUUUAAUUUGUUAUUAAUUACCACUUUAUUGUGGCCUCUGGUCCUAACUUAAUUGAACCUGAUCAAACAGCAUGCUUUUGUUUUUAUUAUUAAAAUUUCUCCUUGUUGUU
Molecule: messenger RNA, 8298 nt
Organism: Numida meleagris (helmeted guineafowl)
Lineage: Eukaryota; Metazoa; Chordata; Aves; Galliformes; Numididae
Gene: COL25A1
Product: collagen type XXV alpha 1 chain
Exons: 41
Coding region: 318-2579 (753 amino acids)
Source: RefSeq, a predicted model, not a curated record